AUGCCCAGGUGCGACUACUGCAGGUCUCCUUGUGGCUGGCACUCGUUUCCGGGGCUGCAACGCAGCUCUUCCGUGGUAAGUUGCCUCCCUUGCUGGUUCGACCCCGACCACAACUGGGAGUUCGACUACGAGGACGACCCAGUGACGGACUGGCUGUCCGACGAGGAGGACAACAACGGGCUCGGACCCUGCGGGUACGAGGAGGCCAGCGAGAGCGAGGAGAGCAGCUUCGUGCCAGACACGGAGCUCGACAGCGACGAGGAGGCAGAGGGCCCCGUGGGCCCCAAGGCGCCGCUUGCAGUGAUGCCGAAGCCUCAGCAGCGAGUGUGCCAGCAUUGCGGCAAGGCUGGCCACAACCUCAGGAGUUGCCCCAAGCUCGCCCAGCAGCUCCUCCGCAGCGUGCAGAAGGCCCACUCCCCCAGCGCCGUGGUGGACGCGCUCAAGACAGGCGGGUCGGGCCUCAAGGUGACGGGGAUACAGACGAAGUUCAUCUACCGCAAGGCCCACAAGCUGCAGCGCAGGGUGUCGCACAAGGGCAGCCGCAGGGUCUCCGCGGCCAGGAAGGCAGCGAAGGGGCGCAAGAAGGCGGCGAAAGAGAAGCGCCGCUGCUUGACCAGGAGCACCAAGGACGAGGCAAAGCUGGCCUUGGCAGCAAAGCAGAGCAUGGCAAAAGCGUGGAAGGCUCUGGCCAAGUGGCGCUUGGCCAAGGCGGGUGCGCGUGGUAACUGCAGGAGCUACCUUUGCCCUCGGUGCCAUGCAAGCUGCGCCUGCACCAAGCUCGACGGACACGGCCAGACACGGAACGGCCCGCAGACCAAGCGGAAGAAUGCGCUCCAGGCCACGCUGGCGGUCAAGAAGAGAAAGCUCACCUCGGUCUUCUUUCGGGGCAGCAGAUGCGGUGACAUCUACAAUGGCAUCAAAUUCUGCGUUCUCCCCCAGGUCAAGUACCCGUUCCCACUGCCUGCGCUCUUGGAGUUUGUAGAGAAGUACCAUGCAGCCACCAGGCCCGAGCUGCAGCAGCUCUGCAAGGAUGUCGGCAUGUCUCGCUCUCGCUCCAUCAUGAAGCUCUUUCGCUGGCUCCGCUGGCAGGAGGCGAACCUCGGCUACGAGGAGAUGCAGGCCAUGACGCGCAAGGGCGUCGUCGAGGGCGACGGUACUGGCCUGAAACUCUUCAAGCAUAAGGGGAAGAACUGCCACGUGGCAUUGUGGAGUUUGGCGGAGCGGCCCCGCGAUCCGGCCGUGCCGCGAACAAUGGUGUACUUCGCGCCCGUCAAAAAGGACGUCUUGGCGUCGGGCGGCCUUGACCACGUCGCGGACAAGUCGGUGCUGGUCUCUGACGGUGCUCGUUUGUACGCCCGCCUGGCUCGUGAGCAUGGCCUACGCCAUCGAUUCUGUGUACAUUCCAAGGGGGUAUUGAAUGAGAAGGCGCGUGUGCGUGGGUAUGGCACACUCGAUGUGAACACAGGUCUGAUCGAUGAGCGGUGGUCUCGCAUCAAGGAGUGGAUUCCGAAGGGAAUCUGGGGGAGUGACGGCGAGGGUAACCUGAACGUGGAGCUCUGGAGCUACGUCUACCAGUGGUGGUUUCGAUGCCAUCAUCCUUUGAAAGCGGACAGGCAGGCGCGCUUGGCCGAAUACUCGGGGCGUGAGGCUUAG
Prorocentrum cordatum is the source of this 1653-nucleotide messenger RNA. Lineage: Eukaryota; Dinophyceae; Prorocentrales; Prorocentraceae. The record is from the annotation of a GenBank genome assembly.